Jatropha curcas is the source of this 2244-nucleotide messenger RNA. Its product is annotated as DELLA protein RGL1. The record is from RefSeq and is a predicted model, not a curated record. NCBI's taxonomy places the organism in Eukaryota, Viridiplantae, Streptophyta, Magnoliopsida, Malpighiales, Euphorbiaceae.
UGUUGCUUUCCAUUUACUAUUUCUGCUAAAGUUCAAUCAGAAUUGUCUAUCACAUUAUCCUUGUUGUUUAUUUAAUUGUCACCUGUGUUUCUAGUUCUUGUACUGUUAUUCGUUAAUCUUUUCGAGCAAUUUUUUUUGUUGAAAAUUUCCUAAAUAUGAUGUCAGCUUGAUUUUGGCCUUUGAAAGCAUUGUUUAUCGGUUCCAUCACCAGAAAAAUCUUCUGCAUCAUUUACAUCUGUAAUUUCUGAACUUACAAAACUACUGAUAUAUACCCACUAAAAUAAAACUGCAAGCUAGUUUCUGAUCUGCAAUGGCAGACGCCAUGCUUUCUUUUGAUUACGAUUUUGGUACAGCUCGAGAUGGUUUGACCUCUUCAAGUAAAAGUUCUGGAGGCAUUGAUUAUGGGCUCUAUCAGAUGGAUUCAUCAUUGGACGAAGGGUUCCUUUUCUCCAAGUAUCAACAGCAAGAACAGGUGCUACAGCCGUCUUUCGGUUAUAAAGAUUUUGACGAUCAAAGACUUGAUGUCCUUUCUCCACUUCUCCAAACAUAUUUGGAGGAAAUAGCAAAUCCUGAUGAAAUCCCACGUGGAAUUAAAGAUGAUUCAGAACCCAAGAAGACAAGUCAACAUUAUUUUUCCCUGGCGUCACUGGAGCUGCUAAAGAAAUAUGGUAAUAAUGGACGAUUAAAUGGUGGUAGAAUUAUUGAUCCAAGCUCUGAUGCACUAUAUACAAAGCAUGCAAGGAGUGAAUUGUCAACAGAAGAAAUCAUCAGAAUAGCUGGAGCAAGGUUCAUACAGUCCUGUUGCCAAACGACUGAUGUUGCCUCCAUGCUCAACAAUCCUUUCAGUUUAUCUUUCUCUGACCUUUCAAGUGAGGUAGCCAAAAAUGUGGAGCUUGUUGAAUUCCUUCUAGCUUCUGCUGAGAAAGUUGGCAAUCAACAAUACGAACGUGCAACCAGAUUGCUCAAUUACUGUGACAUCUCGUCUUCCAAUACCGGAAAUCCAGUUCAACGAGUGGUUUACUAUUUUUCCGAAGCUCUACGAGAGAGGAUUGAUGUGGGAGCAGGAAGAAUUUCAUCAAAAGGCUUCAAGAAAAGUCAGUCUUUUAAUCUUAAUCAGCAAAUGACAAUUCUGAGCUCUGCAUCCUUCGCAUGCCAUCAGAGAAUUCCUUUCUUUCAAGUUGCAAGCUUCACUGCAAUCCAAGCAAUUGUGGAAAAUAUGGCUGGGGAAAAAAGGAUUCACGUAAUUGAUCUUGAAAUUAGAAAAGGCGUCCAAUGGUCAGUCCUAAUGCAAGCUUUAUCGUCUCGCCAUGAUUGCCCUAUUGAGCUUCUAAAGAUAAGCGCAAUUGGAACGACUUCAAAACAAUUAAUUGAUGAUACAGGUAAAACGUUAGCCAGUUUUGCAGAGUCCAUGAACAUACCUUUCUCUUUCAAGGCGGUCAUGAUAUCAGACAUGUUGGAUCUCAAAGAAGACUUGCUUGAACUAGAUACAGAAGAAGCAAUAGCUAUCUACUCUGAGUAUUCGCUAAAUAACUUUAUUUUUGCACCAAAUCGUCUUGAUUCUGUAAUGAGAGUGCUUAGAAACAUCAGUCCACAGAUAAUGGUGGUUAUGGAAGUUGAGGCAAAUAACAACUCACCUUCUUUUGUGAACCGUUUCAUUGAAGCCCUCUUUUUCUAUAGUGCAUAUUUCGAUUGCUUUGAUGCUUGUAUGGAUCGGGAUGAUCCGAACAGGAUGAUUACAGAAAUGAUAUUCUUUCAUCAGGGAAUAAGAAAUAUUGUGGCUAAUGAGGGAGAAGAAAGAAGGGUACGACAUGUGAAAAUUGAUACUUGGAGGUCAUUUUUUGCUCGUUUUGGAAUCAUAGAGGCACAAAUCAGCACUUCAUCCAUGUACCAAGCAACCCUUAUGCUUAAGAAAUUUGAUUGUGGGAGUUCUUGUACGCUUGAUAUGAAUAAUAAAAGUCUACUCAUUGGAUGGAAGGGUACACCAAUUCAUUCACUUUCUGUUUGGAACUUCAAUUGAAAAGACAGAAAAGGAGCUACUGAAUUCUAUAUGUAGUUCUUAAGACAUCCAUUAAUUGAUCAACUUAUUUCUCUUUGCUUAUUUUGAUAGUAGACACCUGUUGAAGGCGUAUGUGGUGAUGAUCAGAAAUGUCUGUGAGUGUUGUCUGAACUCUGAAGACUGAAUUUAAAACACAGUUCCAUUAUGUUUCUUGUAUUAAAUAAAACUGAAAGCACUCAAACAGAUAA